AAAUCAAACCUCAUCUGAGCUAACAGCUCUGUAGCUCCUCUGUAAUAACUUUUAAUAAAAAUCAACAAGAACCUGUUGAUUUGUCACGUGGUGGCUGGUUUUUAUUCAUUUUAUUUACUUUAUGUUAUUUACACAUUUAUUUUUCCAGACUUUUUCGGUCUUAAAUUAUAACAAAAAAGUUAUUGAUAGAGAAAAUAUUGAAUUAGGAGCUUAUUAGAGAAAUAUUAAAGUGAUCCACACUUGGUUUUACAUUUCCUUUAAUAAUAAUAAGUUUUAUUUCCGUAGCACCUCGCAAAAUGUACUAAAAUCAUUAAGACAUUAGAGACAUACAGUCCUGUGCAAAAGUGUUGCGCCACCCUUCAUUUUUUUUCUUUUGUGCUCUUAAGCAACAACUUAUUCAGUGAAACAGGAGAAAGUCGAGUAAAAGCACCCAGAGAUCUGAUAAACUCCUCACACAGACUUGAACAAUCAGACUUGGUGAAUUUAAAGCCUGUUUUUAAGGGAUUUGGUUUUUAUUUCUGAAAAAUCUUAGUGAUUUCCUUCUCGGUUUACGUCAGAUGAAGUACUUCCUGGAUGUUUUUACUCACCGACACACUCAUAAAUACACACUGCCGCUCCAAGACACUGAAAAAGGGGCUUGACCUGUGCUCGGAGUAAUCCUCAGUCCUGGCAGAUGUACUAACACAGAUUUAGCCGAGAAUAAAACAGUCAGGAUGUCAUGUGUCACUUAACUCCUGUCUCGCUGGUUUCUUGGGGGAGAAAUGGCUAGAAAGACGCCGAGAGGCCAGCGAUCUCUUCCCACAAUGUCGAGUCAAGACACAGAAGAUGUUCCAGCACCAAAGCACAAGAAGAAGAGAGCGAAAAAGGAGACAAAUGGGGUGGACGAUACAGAUGAUCAGGGGAUGGAGAUGGGAGGCAUGGGCAGCCGCAGGGCUUCUGGAAUCGGGGAUCAUCUGACCCUUGAAGCCACAGUCGAGGCCCCGCCACAGAGGAGGAGGAAGAAGAAGAAAACUGCCACUAUAGGUCUUGAGGACGACCACGCCGACCUGGUGAACGGAGACACCGCGGACCAGACCACAGAUGGAGAAGAAGUGGUCAGGAAACCCCGAAAGAAAAAGAAGUCCAAAGUUGUCGAGACGCAGCUUCCCGAUGAGCUGGACAUACCGGAGGAUGACAUCAUCGCCGACACCCCUCCUCCAUUGCCGCAGCAUUCCCUGUUCGCCGCCCCACAGGGUCAGAGCCAGCCGGUCGGGAAGGUGUUUGUGGAGAGAAAUAAGCGUUUCCAGGCUGCUGAACGCUCCGAUUGGAGGAAGACCAGCGACCCGAUGGACAACAUGGCAGACUUCCAGCACAUGCAGCCACUGUGGACCACCAGAGAUGUUUCCAUCAGAGUGCAUGGAGGCUUCAGGGUGUUCGGUCUAUACUGUCAGGGCUUCCUGGCCGGCUACGCCGUGUGGAACGUGGUGAUGGUGUACAUGCUAGCUGGGCAGCACCUCACCGCCCUGUCCAACCUGCUUGAGCAGUACCAAAGCGUGGCGUAUCCCUCCCAGUCUCUGCUCUACAUGCUGCUGGCCAUCAGUACAGUGGCAGCCUUCGACAGGGUGAAUCUGGCCAAAGGCCCCGUGGCUCUACGGGAGUUCAUCACGCUGGAUCCGGUGGCUCUCGCCUCGUUCUUGUAUUUCUCAGCGCUCGUCCUCUCUCUGAGCCAGCAAAUGACCAGCGAUCGGAUCAACCUCUAUUCCAACAACACGGCACUACUGCCUACAGGGUUGGAGCACCAAAUUCUCCACCCAUGGGUGACUGUCAACCUGGUGGUGGCCCUGCUGGUGGGCCUGGCCUGGAUUUUAAUCGCCAUCAGACCUGAGACCGACUACACGGAGGGUUACCUAAUGGCCAUGGAGAUUGAGCCUCCAAAGCUAGAGGACAAAUCAGAAAUAACCGCCUGAGAAAAUUAAGAAAUUACUGUACAGCUUUUUUUGUCAUUUUGCACAUAUUUUUGCAUUUUGUCGUGAAUGUUGUUUAAGUUAUUUUUGUACGUUUGAAAUAUGUUUAUUUCUUUUUAAAUACAGAGAUUUAAAGAAUA
Messenger RNA from Haplochromis burtoni (Burton's mouthbrooder), 2083 nucleotides. It is a transcript of the gene tmem237b, whose product is annotated as transmembrane protein 237b. Gene Ontology annotation, biological process: cilium assembly. The transcript has 13 exons. Lineage: Eukaryota; Metazoa; Chordata; Actinopteri; Cichliformes; Cichlidae. The record is from RefSeq and is a predicted model, not a curated record. The coding region runs from base 762 to 1946 and encodes 394 amino acids. Gene Ontology annotation, cellular component: ciliary transition zone.